Quercus lobata is the source of this 1961-nucleotide messenger RNA. RefSeq names its product myristoyl-CoA:protein N-myristoyltransferase (gene NMT1). Lineage: Eukaryota; Viridiplantae; Streptophyta; Magnoliopsida; Fagales; Fagaceae. The record is from RefSeq and is a predicted model, not a curated record. The transcript is spliced from 2 exons. Gene Ontology annotation, biological process: N-terminal peptidyl-glycine N-myristoylation. Gene Ontology annotation, cellular component: cytoplasm. Gene Ontology annotation, molecular function: glycylpeptide N-tetradecanoyltransferase activity. The coding region runs from base 408 to 1709 and encodes 433 amino acids.
GUAAACAGCGUUCCUUACCAAACGGUGUAAAAACAGCUAUCAAGUUAUUUCGCAAAUUUCAGAAGACAGUCGACACAUUCGAUAAUACUGAAAACCCCAAGGAUGUCAGUGGUAUUCCCUUGAAUAAAGAAAAGAGAAAGCAGAGCGACGCACAUGAAAACCCAAAAACCACACAGUACUCUCGUCGUGUUUUCCAAAGCUAUCGGUAUCUCCAAAGCCGCCUCCACCAAAAAACCCUAACAAUUCCCAUUUCGUCUCCUCCGAAGGAACCAAAGGAAUUUGAAAACCACAACUUUGUUUUCAAGAUCUUCGCCGCUUUAAAGCUCCAGCAACCUCGCCAGUGAAACUUGGGUUUGGUUAUUAAUCACAUUUCUGGGUUUAUAACUGUUAUUGAAAGAAUUGUUGAGAUGGGUGAUAACAAAUCUCCUAGUGGGUCUCCUAAAGAGAACCCGGAUAAUGAUUCUGAUGCAAACCCACUUGCUAGGGAUGAUAGCUCAUUGGAAACUAUAGUAAGAAAAUUCCAAGACUCAAUGUCCCUCAAGAAGCAUAAGUUUUGGGAAACACAGCCUGUUGGACAAUUCAAGGAGGUUGGUGACUCGAGUUUGCCCGAGGGCCCGAUUGAGCCCCCGACACCAUUAUCUGAAGUCAAACAAGAACCUUAUAAUCUCCCAAGUGCCUAUGAAUGGACCACGUGUGACAUGGACUCUGAGGAGACUUGCCUUGAGGUUUACAAUUUGUUGAAGAAUAAUUAUGUUGAGGAUGAUGAGAACAUGUUUAGAUUCAAUUACUCCAAGGAAUUUCUUAGGUGGGCACUGCGUCCUCCUAGUUAUUUCAGGAGCUGGCAUAUUGGUGUUCGUGCCAAAUCUUCAAAGAAACUGGUUGCUUUUAUUACUGGUGUCCCUGCCAGAAUUCGGGUUCGUGAUGAGGUUGUCAGAAUGGCUGAGAUUAAUUUCUUGUGUGUUCAUAAGAAGCUUAGAUCGAAGAGGCUUGCACCUGUUAUGAUCAAGGAAGUCACUAGGAGAGUUCACUUGGAGAAUAUUUGGCAAGCAGCUUACACAGCCGGAGUCGUUCUUCCAACGCCAAUUACAACUUGCCAAUAUUGGCAUAGGUCUUUGAACCCAAAGAAGCUCAUUGAUGUUGGGUUUUCAAGGCUUGGCGCAAGGAUGACAAUGAGCCGAACCAUAAAACUUUACAAGUUACCAGAUUCACCAGUGACCCCUGGAUUUAGAAAAAUGGAACUUAGAGAUGUUCCUGCUGUUACUCGGUUGCUUAGGAACUACUUGAGCCAGUUUGUGGUUGCACCUGAUUUUGACGAAGAUGAUGUGGAGCAUUGGCUUCUUCCAAGUGAGAAUGUGGUGGAUAGUUACUUGGUUGAGAGCCCCGAGACUCAUGAGAUCACUGAUUUCUGCAGCUUCUACACGCUUCCUUCGUCUAUCCUUGGCAAUCAGACUUACUCGACUUUGAAAGCAGCAUAUUCUUACUAUAAUGUCUCCACAAAGACUCCGUUGCUUCAAUUGAUGAAUGAUGCUCUUAUUGUAGCAAAACAAAAGGAUUAUGAUGUUUUCAAUGCAUUGGACGUCAUGCAGAAUGAGUCUUUCCUGAAAGAACUGAAAUUUGGACCAGGAGACGGGCAACUUCACUACUAUCUUUAUAACUACCGGAUUAGGCGUGAAUUGAAGCCAUCUGAACUUGGUCUUGUGCUUUUGUAGUUUCAUAUGUUUCAGUUUUGGUAUCGGUUUAGUUUGCUGGCCUCAUUCGUUUUCUUCCUCUGCAUCAACAGAGACGAGAAUUUGCUGCACAUGCGAGAGAACGGAUGCAAUGACAUCCAAUGUCUGAUAUGCUUUGGUAAUAAGACAACGUUGUUGGCAAUGCUUAUUGUUCUUGAUAUAUUUAUUUGAAAGAAAAAAGUGGUCUCUGGACUGAAUAUUGUUGAGAUAUUUCAUUUUUUUCUCAUUCCAUCU